This is a messenger RNA of Trypanosoma theileri, 1827 nucleotides long. RefSeq lists its product as uncharacterized. Lineage: Eukaryota; Euglenozoa; Kinetoplastea; Trypanosomatida; Trypanosomatidae. The coding region runs from base 1 to 1827 and encodes 608 amino acids. The transcript has a single exon. The record is from RefSeq and is a predicted model, not a curated record.
AUGAAAUCUAUAUUUCGUCCUUCUAGAUUGUUUUUUAAGAACAAACGUCUCUCUACAGCGAAUAACAGCGUUACUGUGCUCUCUUCUGUUACUAACGCUCCAUUUUCUGCGUCUUGCCAGUCCGUUCUACGAGCUGUAUCGAAAGAGAGACAUUACGUUAAUAGAUACUGGGUUACACUACCACAAUCACGUCGCACAUGUAAUGCGGUAGUACUUCCUGGUGAACUUCCAACUACAAUACAUCUUAACGUAGAAAAGGUUGUUCCUUUUUCUGUACUACCAAAAAAUGUACAGAAACGGAUAAUGGACGAACACCCACCAUUUUUUGGCUCUGGUGUAGGUAUUCUUUCUACUCGCAUGAAGUGGAAGACUGUAACAGCUGAGCGUCUACUGCGACUAUUAAAUGAAAAAGACGAGGACCGUGCACUCUACAUUGAUGUUUCCAUUAUUCCUGAGCUUGGUGUUAAAUUGGAAGGAAAGAAUACAAUAGAUAUUAGAAAGCAGAGUUCUAUUUCAGUAUACAGUGCUGAGCAACUAGACGACCCAUAUAAAGGGGAACCACAAAAAGGAGUAGCAUUAAAUGCAGUAACGGGAAAAAGACUUGGACAACCAGCGCAUGACAUCCUUUUGGCUGUCGGUAUAAUGCGGGGAUAUAUUUCUCCUAUGUGGGUACCAGAAAAACAAAUUAAACAUCUGAAUGUAGAAAUACGAAAAAAUUCUGAAGGUGAUGGUGUAUUAGCUCCAAACAUGACGGGGUUGAUAGUAUCUCUUUCACAACUGCCCAAGGAUGCACAUGAUGAGUUGCUAAAGGAACUACAUGAGUCCCAUCCUGAUGCCUUUGGUUAUGACUUGUAUUAUCUCUAUAACGUAAAUGGUUGGGAAGUAAUGCGAUCAAGGGUAAUUGUAAAAAAUAUGGCUGCAAUAGGUGACCCUGUAUACCCAUACCAUUUUGUUAAUAUCAGAGAUUUAGGAUUACAAAAACCGAAGUAUGCUGCUUUUGCUCAACGAUGUGAAAAUAAAAUAAAACCAUUGAAAUCAAAAAAUUUGGAAGACGAUUCACAUCAAGGUGAUGAAAAUAAUGAUCUUUCUAAAGAUAUAGAUGGGCUCGUUAUUCAAAAAUUCUCACCCCCACGUGGGUCUAAAAGGAUACAUAGUGGGAUAAGUGCUGCUUUUUUUGCUGAGGAUGCCACACUUCGACGAUACUACAAUGCGGUAUGUUUGACACAACCACAUUUGGCUGUUCCUGCAGUUCGUUCUGUUGCUAUUUUAAAUGGUAAAUUAAUUGGUCGUCGUGAUGAGGCCAAACUUCGUGCCUUUGCUCUCAAACACAAACUUUCUAGUCCUAUUUGGGUAACAACAAUGGGUGCCAAACGUAUGGGCGUUGGUAUUGAAAAAAAACAUCUUAAUAAGUUUGUUAUGAUAGGUGCUGGGGCGGUAGAUGAUGAUGCUGGUGAUGAUUCUAUUAAUGAAUUCUAUAACCUGGACGAUUUUACUAACCCUGAUGAGGUUCUUUCUAUAUUUCCAAAAAAAAGCAAAUCAGUUCACUUCAUGCUAGAUUCUAAGUGGCGUCCUGUUAUGGGCAAACAGCGUCAGGAUUUCUUAACGUCUCUCAAGCGCUCAACUCCACUUUGGGUAUCAGUUAAUGAAUGUCUUAUGUCAGGUUUUGAACCCAAACCUGGAUCUCUACCCCUAUCGUUUCCAUCACGGAAGAAGGGAGCUGGCCCAUCUGGUGGGAAUAAGUUAUACAAUUCUCAGUUCACGACAGAUCCUGUUCGUGUUAUUGGAUUGGCUACAGUAUACACCAGACCCCAGGGAACCACCCUGUAA